AUGGACGGAGCUGCAGCUAAGGGACGUUUGAAGAUAGUGCAAUGGCUACACCACAACAGAAAGGAAGGCGGCAGUACAGCAGCUAUGGACGUUGCAGCCAAAAAUGGCAAUCUCCAAGUCGUCAAAUGGCUUCAUGAGAAUCGCACGGAAGGAUGCACCACUAAGGCUAUGGACAACGCAAAGACCUUCGAGAUCAUGAGAUGGCUACAUGAUAACCGAACGGAAGGAUGUACCAGUGCGGCGAUGAACCGCGCAGCUUCUGAUGGUGAUUUUGACCGCGUCUUGUUCCUGUACUCGCAAUACACCGAAGGGUGCACUGAAGACGCCUUUGACAAUACGCGCAAAAUGGGGCUCUACGCAUUCAUGCGCGAGUCUUCGUUCGAACGCCCUUCGGACAACAUCAACGAUUGGCUGAACGUAGUAGCAUGCAUUCCCCCUUCACUUGCAGUUUAUAAAUGGUCUACUGACACCAAACAGAACUUUGCGACACCCUGUCUUCGUCACCUGCACUCCCACCGAAAACUUGCGGGGCUUUCAGAGAAGUAUCGGAAGCAUCAAUGA
This is a messenger RNA of Phytophthora infestans T30-4, 561 nucleotides long. RefSeq lists its product as uncharacterized. The coding region runs from base 1 to 561 and encodes 186 amino acids. Gene Ontology annotation, molecular function: protein binding. Lineage: Eukaryota; Oomycota; Peronosporomycetes; Peronosporales; Peronosporaceae. The transcript is spliced from 2 exons. The record is from RefSeq and is a predicted model, not a curated record.